Messenger RNA from Paramecium sonneborni, 12102 nucleotides. Lineage: Eukaryota; Ciliophora; Oligohymenophorea; Peniculida; Parameciidae. The record is from the annotation of a GenBank genome assembly.
AUGAAAUUAUUAUUACUAUUUUUGUUGACUUCUAUUUUUGUAGUUUAGAGUGAAACAACAAAUAUUAAUUUAGGUUCACCUUGUUUAUGUACUCAACUUUUUGAAUAAGAUUGCUAUAGAAAUUAAAAUUGUGUUUGGAAUAAACUUUAACUGAGAUGUGAAAUCAAAUCAACAAUUGAAGAAACUAACACAAAAACUAACCCUAAAAUAAGUUCAUAUUGUUCAAAAUUUGGAUCUGAUAAAUGUUGGGAAGUAGAAGGGUGUGCUUACAUUUUCAAUGAAUGUGUUUAAUUUACAUCCUGUUCUAGUUAUCCUUUCAGUGUUUAAGAACUUUGCCAGAUGGUUUCGAGUAAGUGUAUAACGGAUGGUGAAAAAUGCGUUGAACUUGCUGAUUGUUACAGUUAUUAAACUCCCAUAUCUUGUGUUAAAAAUUCAAAAGGAAAUUAUUGCUUUUGGGAUUAGUAGUGUGUUGAUGCAACAGAUUGUAACAAAUUACCACUUUCAUUCAAGACUGAUGCUUAAUGUCGUGAAUAACUCUCAUAUUGCACAGUUAAUCCAAGAGGUGGAUGUCAGGCCAGUGGAUACAAUUGUGAAGAUCAAGAGUUUGAGAUGUAAUGCUAUUAUAAUCAGAAAUUGGGAUUAUGUGCAUGGAUUAAUGAUAAAUGUAUGGAUCGCUCAUGUGAAACUGCUCCAAAAUCUAUUAGAACUGAUAUCGCUUGUUAAGAAUAUUUUGAAGGCUGCACAUUAAUUGCAGAAGGAGGCUGUAGACAAAGAACAUAGUGUAAUGAUGUGACUAUCAAGGAAUCUUGUACUUAUAGUGCUAAUGGAUCUAUAUGUUUUUGGAAUGAAGGGAAAUGUUAUGAUAAAAAAUGUGAAAAUGCCCCAUUAAAUAUUAUUUGUUCCAAAUUUUUAGAGAAUUGUGUUCCAAAAUCUUUAGGAGGAUGUAUGAGUAUCAGUGAUUGCUCAAAAUAUGAUUUAGAUGAGAGUUGUAAGAUAGAUAAAAAUAAUAAUAAAUGUUUUUGGACAGGAAAUUAAUGUGUAUCACAUACAUGUGAAAGUGCUCCUUUAGAAUAUGUAACUCAUGAAUAAUGUGCUGCUUUCAAAGAAGAUUGCACAGUAAAUAACAGUACAUUUAAAGGUUGUUCAUAGAGAACUUGUGAUAAUGCUCCAACAACUGCAACGACAUUUCUUAAAACAAAUUAUGAAUGUAAUAAAUAUAAAGAAGGCUGCAUUACAAAACUAGGAGGAGGAUGUAAGUAAUUAAAUGAAUGCAGUGAUAUUGAUGUUGAAAUAGCUUGUGUUGUAGAUAAAUAGGGAAGAAAUUGCUUUUUUUAUAAUGGUGAAUGCGCAUUAAGAACUUGUGAAAAUGCUCCAUUGUCUUUUAAUAGUCAUGAAUAAUGUUAAGAAUUUAAUGAGGAAUGUACAGUUGCACGAACUAAGAUUGGAUGUGUUAAGAUGACAUGUUAAGUUUUACAAUCACAAAGUACUUGUAAGGUAGAUUUAAAUGGUAAUCGAUGUUUUUGGACAGGUCUUUGUUAUGAAAAGACUUGUUCUAAUGCUCCAUUUGAAUAUGAUUCAGAUUUGAAAUGCAAAAAUUACUUAAGUUCAUGUACAAUAGCAAAUAGCGGUCGUGGAUGUAUAAUUAGACCGAGUCAAUGCAAUUAAUUAGUUCUUGAAGAUUAGUGUUAUAUAACAUCAAAUGGUUAGAUUUGUGGAUGGUUUGAAGGAGCAUGUUAUGACAAAGCUUGUUUUACAGCACCUUAUACUUCAGACUAUGAUACUUAUGAAGAAUGUGAUAAUUAUUUAAGUGGAUGUACAGUUGCAAGUGAAGGAAAUGGAGGUUGUGUUCCUUUGGAUUCAUGCACAACUUAUACAGCCUAAAGAAGUUGCCGAUUUAAUAAUUUAAGUUAAAUUUGUGAAUGGACUGGCAAUGCUUGUUAUGAUAAAGCAUGUACUACAGCUCCUUAAGAUACAGAUCAUGAUUCAAAUGAAGAGUGCGAUGCUUAUUUGACUGGUUGCAUUGUUGCUCCUAGCGGAUAAGGUUGUGUUUUAAAACCAAGCAGUUGUGGAAUGAUGAGUACUAAUACUUAAUGUACAGAAUCUUCUACAAAUUCUCUUGGAGGACCCUGUGUUUGGGUUGGAACUUGUGUAAACAGAACUUGUUCUAAUGCUCCUGUUUCUACUAGUUAUGAUACUCAUUAAGAAUGCUACACGUUUUUAUCUACUUGUACUGUUGUUCAAAGUGGCAUAGGAGGUUGUAUGACAUAAUUAAGCACUUGUGGCUAAUAUUCAACAUUUAGAUCAUGUUAAUUAGCAUCGAAUGGAUAGAAAUGUGCUUGGCAAUAUAAUUAUUGUUACAAUAGAAUAUGUUCAUAUGCUCCUGAUACAAAUGAAUUUGAUUCUGAUUCAGAAUGUUCUAAUUUCCUUAGUUCUUGUACAGUAGUCAAGAGAAUUAGUAAUUUAGGUUGUACUUCUAUAUUAAAUUCAUGUUAAGAUCUUACAGAACAGUAAUGUAUCAGAGAUAGUAGUAGUAAUCUAUGCACUUGGGAUACAACUCUAGCUACUCCUAAUUGUAAAACGAGGUCUUGUUCAUUAAUGAUUGGAUAUACUUAUACAUAAUAAAAUUGUAAGAAUUGGCUACCAGGCUGUGUUGUUGAUAAUUCUUCAACUCACACAAGUUGUAUGGCUUAAUAAUAUUGGUGCUUUCAGUAUAGUUAAGAAGAUAAUUGUGAAUAUUCUACUUCUAAUGGUUAUUGUACUUGGAAUGGCUCAUCUUGUGUUACUCGAACUUGCACUACAACAUAAAAUAUAUCAGAUUUUAAUCACACAAAUUGUAAUAAUUGGUUGUCUUCAUGUACAGUUGAUGCUCCAACAAGUUGUAUUUAGAAACCUACAAAUUGUGCUGAUUAUGUUAAUUAUGAUUAAUGUUAUAAGAAUUACUCAAAUUAUCCUUGUGCUUGGGUAAAUGAUGCAUGUAUUGAAAAGACAUGUACUAAUCACGGUUAUUCAGUCAUUGUUUUUAAUUAAACUAAUUGCAACAAUUGGCUGUCAUCAUGUUCUGUUAAUCCAGGGAAUACUGCUUGUGAAACUACCAGAACCUGUGCUAAUUAUACAGGAACUACAUUUACUCAUUCUAAUUGUAAUUCAUGGUUAACUGAUUGUACAACUAAUGGAAGCUAAUGUAUUAAUAAAACAUGUACUAAUUAUGGUUCGAAUGUUACAACCUUCAAUAGUUCUACGUGUUCAACUUGGUUCAGUGAAUGCACAAAUGAUGGAUCAACGGCUUGUAAGAGUGCGAGAACAUGUACUAAUCAUGGAAGCAAAGUUACAAUAUUUAAUCAUACUAAUUGUUCUAAUUGGUUAUCAUCAUGUACUAAUACAAAUACAACUUGUACAGAUAGAACUUGUAGUAAUUAUGGGUAGAAUAUUUUAUUUUUUACUCAUGGCACUUGUAAUGCUUGGUUGUCAUCAUGUACUGUCACUUGGGAUAAAUUAGGUUGUGAAACUAAAACAUGCACAAAUUAUGGCCAAUAAAUAACUACUUUUAAUAAUACCAAUUGUUCAGCAUGGCUAUCAUCAUGUUAAGCCAAUAUAAAUGCAACUACUUGUGAAUCCACUAAUACUUGUCCUUCAGGAGCAUUUACAACUGUUGCUAAUUGUAAUAAUUAUCUAGAAUCUUGUACAUUUGUAAGCGGAUCAUAUUGUACUAAUAAAUCAUGCACAUCAACAUCAGGUAUAACAACAUUUAAUCAUAAUACUUGCUCUAAUUUUUAUAAAAUGUGCACGAGUAAUUAAGGUUCAACUAAUUGUGAAUGGAGAACCUGUUAUAAUCAUAAAGGAUUUAUUUCUUAUUUCUCUCAUGAAUCAUGCGAGAAUUGGUUGUUUUAAUGUACAGUAAAUAGUACUAAUACAGGUUGCACAGUAAAAACUUGCACUAAUUAUGGAAGUCAUGUAACAUCAUUUACAAAUGCAGAAUGUAACAAAUGGCAUCCUUCUUGUAAUGGAACAGGGUCUACAUGUUAAGAAAGCAGAACAUGCGCAAGUGCUCCAACAGGUUAUUAAUAUGAACAUUCAAAUUGUGAGGCAUAUUCUUUAAGUUGUACAAAAAAUAAUGCAACAACUUGUACUACUAAAACCUGCUCUAAAGCAAAUUCAGUAUUUUCCAUUUUUAAUCAUGCUAAUUGUUCAGAAUGGUUAAGCAGUUGUACAUCUGAUGCAACAAGUUCUGCCUGCACAACCAGGACUUGUACAAAUUACAAAGAUCAAUUAAGUACAAUAAGCCAUGCUACGUGUUCAGGUUGGUUGUCAACUUGUACAAGCAACACAGCAGGUACUGCUUGCGAAGCUAAAUCUUGUUACAAUCAUGGAUCUUAAGUUACCGUGAUUGACAAUACUAAUUGUGGAAAUUGGAAAAGCGGUUGUGUUGGAGGAGGAUCUACAUGUAGAAAUUCUACAAAUACAGUUUGUGGAUCUUAUAUUGGAGCCAUCAGUCAUGGCGAUUGUACAAAUUAUUUAAGUACAUGUACUAAUUCUGGAAAUACAAAAUGCAUAGUUAGAACUUGUUAAUUAGCAUCUUAAGGUAACAUUACAGUGUUCAAUCAUUAAAACUGUAGUUUAUGGUAUUUAGAAUGUACAGCAAACUCGGAUGAAAGCAGUUGUUAAUACAGAACAUGUUAUAAUUAUGGAGAUUAUAUUACUACAUUUAAUGCAAGUACUUGUUCUGGAUGGCUUUAUGGUUGUAAUGUGAAUUCAACGAAUGAUGGAUGUAUAAGUGAACGUACAUGUAGUAAUUAUGGAUCUUAUUUAACAGAAUUUACUCAUGAAACUUGUAGUAAUUGGUUGAGUACAUGUACAGUAAAUUCUGGAAGUACAGCAUGCAUAGAUAGAACAUGUACAAAUUAUGGAAGUAAUGUGACUGUGUUUAAUUAUACUAAUUGUAAUGCUUGGCUGGAUGGAUGUACUGGGACAGGUAGUGUUUGUGAAGCUAGAUCUUGUAGUAAUUUUUCAACUGGAGCCAUUCCUUACACUGAAGCUAAUUGUUAUAAAUGGUAUUCUUAUUGUAAAGUUAAUGAUACUCUUACUGCUUGUAUAAGUACACGUACGUGUACUAAUUAUGCUGGUAACAUAACUACAUUUAAUCAUUUAAAUUGCAAUACUUGGUUAUCAGAUUGCACUGUCACAUCAAAUAAUCUCAGUUGUGAAAUUAAAACUUGUACUAAUAGUAAUAUUACUACAGGAAAUUUCAAUUUAGCCAAUUGUAGUUCUUGGUUGUCAGGAUGUAUUGCUAAUAUAUCAGCAAACAAUUGUGAGACUGUAAAAACUUGUGAAAAUGCAAUAUCCAAUUUAACUACAUUUAAUCAUUCUAAUUGCUCUAGUUGGAAGAGUUCAUGUACUUAUAAUAAAGCUGGAACAAGUUUAACUGGAACUGCUUGUAUGGAAUUUAUAUGUUCGAAUGCUUAGUUGACUACAUUUAAUCAUUCUAAUUGUUAAACCUACAAUAGCAGUUGCACUGUAAAUUCUACUGCUGAUGGAUGCACUGAUUAUUUAUGUUCAAAUGCUAUCAAUUCUAUAUCUUCAUUUUCAAACGAUAAUUGCAAAAACUAUAAGCCUACCUGUACUGUAAACAGUUCUUGGAGUAAUUGCACAAAUAAGAGUUGUUCUAAUGCUUCUCGUACAUUGUCAUCUUGGAUUUUCUAUGGUGAUUACUAUCAUAGUGAUUGCAAUGAUUGGUUAUCAUCUUGCACCAUCAAUAGUUCAAGAAGUGGAUGCGAAACUAUGACUUGUGCCAAUGCAUCAAAUUCUAAUGGCAUUACUAUAACUAUAGACUAAAAUUAUAGUUGUACAAACUCUUGGAUGUCUUCUUGUGAACUGCAUACUUCUAAUAGUUACUGUGUCAAUAAGACUUGCCUUACAUAUAGAGGUGCAUUAUCAGCAUUAAAUUGUAGUAAUUAUUUAUCUGGAUGUACAUUUUAUGGAAAUUAUGAUAAUACUACUUCUUGUACUUCUACAAUAAGAACAUGUGCUAGUGCAGUUACAGCUCAUGAUUUUGGUUAUAACAUUGUCAAUUAAGCUGGAUGUGAUUAAUGGAAAUCAAAUUGUGCUUAUAGAGGUUCUGGUAAUUAUGGCUGUGAAGAAAGAACCUGUUCAAAUUAUGUAAGUGCAAAUUAAUCUAAUCCAACAUCUUAUAAUUAAUGCAAUAAUUGGUUAGCUACUUGCACAUAUGAUAAUGCUAAUUAAAUAUGUGUAGAAAAAAGCUGCUCCAACUUUUCUUAACUCUCACCUUCAUAUAAUAAUUGUCUUGCUUGGAACUCAUUAUGUACUAUUAAUUCAACAUCAACAGGUUGUGAGAAAAAAAAUUGCACUAAUUUUUCAUAUGUUAAUUCAGUCUUUAAUGAUACUAAUUGUUCAACCUGGCAAAUCAAUUGUAGAGUUAAUUCUGCAAAAACUGCUUGUGAAGCAAGUUGCACUACAACAACUGUUACUACAUUUAAUUUUGUGAAUUGUUAAAAUUGGGACACUAUGUGCUCAGUUAAUAGUAAUAAUACUAAUUGUGAAAAAAGGAGUUGUUAAAAUCCUUAACUUGCAUCAUACACUGAUACUACCUGCUCAUCUUGGUUAUCAACUUGUACUAAUAAUGGAAAUUCAAGUUGUAAAGAUAGAACAUGUUAUAAUUAUGCAACUAAUCUCCUAUCAUAUUCAUCAAUUACUUGUGAAACUUGGUUGCCAAUCUGUACAAAUUAUAAAACAUAUGGCUGUAUGCCUAAAACAUGUGAUAAUUUUGCUGGAACCGUUAAUGAUAGCAAUUGUUAAACUUAUCUAUCUUAUUGCAUAGCUAAUACGACAAGAACAAAAUGUAUAACUAAAAGAACAUGUACAAAUCAUGGAUCAGCAGUAACAACUUUUACACAUGUCAAUUGUGAAAGCUGGAAUAGUAAUUGUACCAAUAAUAGUAAUAGUACUGCUUGUGUUGAAAAAACUUGUAGCAAUAUAAAUGUAAGUGCAGUAAUUUAAAUUAAUUCAUAUACAUGUAAUGCUUGGAAAUCUAAUUGUUCAUUAAUUAAUGGAACUUGCACAGAUAAGACUUGUAAUAAUUCAGGUUUAGUUGGCAGCGAUGUAACAUAAACAAAUUGUAGUGAUUGGUUGCCUUAUUGUAAAGCAAACAAUGCUAUUUGGCCAUAAUAUUGUGAAUUAAAAACAUGCUCAAAUCAUUCUUUAGGAACUAUAACUUAAGCUAGCUGUUAAAAUUGGUUAUCUUAUUGUAGAGUAAAUUCUGCAGGAACAGCAUGUAUGACUUAUCGAACAUGUAGUAAUUAUGGAAUAAAUAUUUUAACAUUCAAUCAUAUUAAUUGUGAAGCAUGGAUGUCUAAUUGUACAGUAAAUAGUACAAAUAAUGGAUGUAUGAAUAAAACUUGUUUUAAUACUAAUUUAAGUGUUUUCAAUGAUUAAACUUGUGGAUAAUGGUUGAAUACCUGUAAAGCAAAUUCAUCAAAUACAGGAUGUGAAAUAAGAACUUGUACAAAUUAUGGUAAUUAGUUAACAAGUUUUACUGCAGCAGCAUGUUCUUAUUGGUUGUAUUAAUGCACAAAUGAUACAACAGUUGGCUGCAAGCCUAAUAAUAGAACAUGCACUAAUUAUAGUAAUUUAAUAUAAAAUUUCACAUUGUAAACCUGCUCGGAAUAUUUGAGUUCAUGUGUUCCAGAUCUAACAAAAUCAUCUUGUUUAGCAAGAACCUGUAGUAAUGCUUAAGAAUUACCUUCAUAUACUCAUUAAAAUUGUUCAAAUUGGUUAAAUACUUGUACUGUAAAUUUAACAAACAAUGGUUGUAUAGAUAGAACAUGCUAAAAUGCAUCUCUUUCUUUUUAUAAUUAUAGUAGUUGUUCUAAUUGGUUAAGUUCUUGUACAGUUAACACUACAAAUAAUGGUUGCAUUGCAAAGACAUGUAGCAAUAGCACAGUUAUUUAAUUUACAUAAACAAAUUGUACAGCUUGGUUGAAUACAUGUACAAAUGGUACAAAUACUUGUAUUAAUAAGACAUGUUCUAAUUAUGUUGGCACUGUUAAUUAAACAAACUGUAUGGCUUGGUUAUCAUAUUGUUAUGCUGAUUCUGUAUCUUAAACUUAAUGUUAUAGUUUGAGGGAUUGUUAUAAUCAUAAUUUAACUACAUUUACUGUUGCUACUUGUAGUUCAUGGUCUCCUUUAUGCACUGUAAAUACUACAAAUAAUGGAUGUAUUGAAAAAACUUGUUAUAAUAAUAAUUUAACCAAAUUUAGUCAUGCGACUUGUUCAGAUUGGUUAUCAACAUGUACUGUAAAUAUGGAUGCAACUGGCUGUGAAAUUAGAUCUUGUACAAAUUAUGGAAACAAUAUUGCAGUAUACAGCAAUGCCAAUUGUUCUGCUUGGUAAAAAUAUUGUCAAGUAACAACUUUGGGUAAUGCUUGUGAACCAAAGACUUGUUGGAAAAAUUCUGUUGGUGUAUUUAAUCACACUAAUUGUUAUGUCCAUUUGGAUUAAUGUACCGUUGCAGAUUCAAUAUCUUGUGGAUCAACAAGAACAUGUACCAAUCAUGGUAGCGAGGUUACUAUUUUUAAUCAUGCAAAUUGCUAAUAUUGGUUAACUAAAUGUACUGUAAAUGCUGCAGGAACAGCUUGUGAAGAAAUGACAUGCACAAAUCAUGGAAUUUAAGUUACUAAAUUUACUCAUGCAAAUUGUUAAAAUUGGAUAUUUGAUUGUACUGUUAAUUCAACAGGUACAGAUUGUGAAUUAAAAACAUGUUCUAAUUAUGGUGCCAAUGUAGUUGUUUACAAUCAUGCUAAUUGUUUAGCUUGGUUAUAAAAAUGUACUGCAAAUUCAACUAAUAGUGCAUGUAUCAAUAAAACAUGUCUUAAUACAACUGGAAUCAGUACAUGGACUUAGGCUAAUUGUGAGUCAUGGUUAAGUGUAUGUUAAUUAAGCAAACCUACUACUUGUAAAAAUAAUGUUUCAAAUUGUUCAUCAGCUACAUAUAAUCAAUGUGUCAAAGAUACAAAUAAUGAUAUUUGUGUAUGGCAUCAAAAUUCAUGCAAGGAUAGGGCUUGUAAUAAUUUUAUUGGAACAGCCAAUCAUAUUAAUUGUUAAAAUUGGUUCAGUAGUUGUACUGUCAAUACUACUAAUACUGGAUGCACUUCUAAACCAACUAAUUGCACUACUGGAGGAGUGACUUAAGACUAAUGUGUUGUAAGCAUUUCUAAUGUCAUUUGUGCUUGGAAUGGAAGUGCUUGUGUAACUAGAACAUGUACUCAAUAUUCUGGUACAUUUAACCACUCUAAUUGUAACAACUGGUUAAAUACUUGCACCGUUAAUAGUGCUUCUAAUGCUUGCUAAACUUUAUCUUCGUCAUGUACUUCGUAUACCAUUUAGGAUUAAUGUAAUUUUACAAAUUCUGGUACUGUUUGUUUUUGGAAUGUUAAUACUUGUGUUAUUAGAACAUGUGAACAUGCUUCUCAAACUUCUAGUUAUAAUGAUCAUACAAAAUGCAAUACAUUUUUAAAUACAUGCACAGUUGCUAGAUUUGGAGGAUGCACAGAUAAAUUAUCUUCUUGCUCAUUAUAUAAAUAAUAAUCUUAAUGUUAUUAAAGUUCAUCUGGUGUUAAAUGUUAUUGGAAUACUUUAACUUCUUUGUGUACAGAUGCUAUUUGUACAAAUGCAGUUUCAACUCUAACAACUCAUGAAGAUUGUUAAAAUUUUUUGAAUACUUGCACAGUAAAUACUGCCGGAGGCUGCAUUCCUCUUGUAGCAUGUAAUCUAUACACUACUCCUUAGUCAUGCGUAAAAUCUAAUGUUGGAGAAAUUUGUGAAUGGUAAUCCCAAACAAGUACUUGUAAUAUAAAAUCUUGCACAACUGCUGCACUUGAUAACACUAGAGAUACUCAUGAAGAAUGUCAAGAUUACCUUCCAAAUUGUACAGUCACUGCUACAGGAGUUGGUGGAUGUGUUCCUUUGAAUGAAUGCCAUACUUAUUUAUCUGAGAGAUAAUGUAAAAUAAAUUAAAGCGGGUCUUUAUGUGGAUGGAAUGGUUUAGUUUGUGCAAAUCGUUCUUGUUAGACUGCUCCUCCAACAGUAACAUAUAGUAAUGAUAGUUCUUGUUAAAAUUAUAUGGAUGGAUGUACAGUAGUUGAAACUGGAUAUGGUUGCAUACCUAGAAAAGCAGAAUGUUCAGAUUAUAAAAUUAGUAAAUAAUGUGUAAAAACAAUAACAAAUUAAUUAUGUUAUUGGAAUAAGGAAUUACCAAUAGCAAUUUGUGAGGUUAGAACAUGUUUUAAUGCACCUAUUGAUUCACUAACACCUGAAUUAUGUGAAUAACAUUUAAAUUUAUGUUCUUCAAAUAUGCAGUAUUGUAGAUUAGAAGAAUGUGAAGAUCUCUCCUACACAACAGAUUUUGAAUGUAAAUACUUCAAUAGUAAAUGUACAACUAAUGGAACUAAAUGUGUAUUAAGAAAGAAAUGCUCAGAUGUAUAAAAUAGUGCUGGUUGUGUUAUGGAUGAUUAAUUUAAUGAAUGUGAAUGGUAUAAUUAAGAAUGUGUGUUAAAAGAUUGUUACACUGCUCCAGCUUUUACAACUGAAUAGGAAUGCAAUUUAUAUAAAGAAGGUUGUACAACUAAAUUAUUUGGUGGUUGUCGAUAAAAGACUGCUUGCACAGAGGCUAAUGUCGAAGAAGCGUGUACAACAUCCAACAUUGGCGAAGAAUGUGUAUGGGAACAUGGCUUUUGUAGAGCUUAAAAAUGUGAGGAUUUUGAUGGUAGUUAUGAUGAUAUUUGUGAUGCUUAGAAGAAAGGAUGUGUUAGUGAUGGAACUUAAUGUGUGCUACCAAGAUUUUGUUAAUAAAUACUAAUUAAAGAUUAAUGCAUUAAAGGUAUAGAUGGACCAUGUAUAUGGUAUGAAUUUGGUUGUACACUAUUUCUCUCUUGUUCCAGCAUUAAAAGUAAUUUAGAUAGUAUAUGUAAAUCUGCUAAUAGUUUAUGUACUACAGAUGGUCUCAAAUGUGUAGGAUUAGAAAAGUGCUCGAAUUAUAAAAUAUAAGAAGCAUGUAAAACUGGUUUAGAUGGAAAUUGCUAGUGGAUAUAAUCUUAAGAGAAAUGUUUAUUAUUUGCAAAAUGUUCUGAUUUACCUUAUUUAACUCAUAUUGAUUGUCAAAAUGCUUCAUCGAAAUGUACCACAGAUUCUUUAAAUGGAUGUAUUGAUUUAAAAUAGUGUUACAAUUAUAAGUAGAAAGAAUAAUGUAAAAUAAGUUCUCAACCACCAAAAUUGUUAAAUAAAUAAGUAAUUUAAACAGGAUAAUGUGCAUGGGUAAAUGGUAAAUGUAGAGAUUAAUUAUGUGAGGAUAUAAGUGGUGAAACUCAUGAGCUAUGUUAAUCUAAACUUAAAGGAUGUACUUCUGAUGGAAUUAAUUGUAUUACUAUGCAAUAGUGUUCUUAAUAUACUGAUAUUGUAACCUGCAAUCUUGCCUUAGGAACUGAUGGUAAAUGUAUAUUUUCUACGGAUGGUUGCAGAGCUCUCGAAUGUACUGAUAUUAAAAAUGGAACUAAUCAUUUUACUUGUUAGAAUUUCAAUUCUAAUUGUAUUUCUAAUGGAGAAAAAUGUAUAAAUUAAGUGAAAUGUGAAUAUUUUUCUAAUUAGUUUGCCUGCACUUAUUUAGGAUUAGAUGGAUAAUGUGCUUGGAAUGGAUCUAGCUGUGUAUUGAUGAAAUCUUGUGAAGAUGCUCAUUUUGAUAUGUUAGCUUGUUAAAAAGUAGCUGAAUUCUGUAAUUGGGUAUCAUAUACUAAUGGCACUUCAAAAUGUAUUCCUCAAACAUGUUAAACCAUAGGAGCUCUAAAUAAAUGUAAUUAUAUCAAAGAUUUUAAUACUAAAAAAAUAUCUAUAUGCUUAUGGUCUAAUUCAAUUUGCUAAUCUGUUGAUCCUAUUAAUUUACAAAGUAAUGAAUGCAAUAUCAACACUUUAAAUACUUAUAGAUGGAAUCCACUCAAUAACACUUGCGAAGCUUGCUCUCUUUCAAUAAUCAAUAAUUCCAUUGCUGUCAGCUAUCUUCAUUUAUUAUCCAUCGCGAUAAUAUAUACAAUAUUAUUAUGA